AUGCAGAUAUUGGUCGAGUGGGACGAAAAAUGUGAAGACGCGUUCAGGCAAUUGAAGGAGUACCUCACGACCCCACCAAUUCUUGCGAAACUUGAAGAGGGAGAAACCCUACUCCUAUACAUCGCCAUAUCUAGCACGGCAGUUAGUGGAGUCCUCGUCCGCGAAGACCAAGGAGAGCAAAGGCCAGUCUUCUACGUCAGCAAAACCCUCAACGAUGCCGGGACGCGGUAUCCAACCUUGGAAAAGCUGGCACUAGCUGUAGUCAUCUUGGCACGAAAGCUCAGGCCAUACUUCCAAUCACACUCAAUCACCGUCUUCACUAGCCAACCACUGCGCCAAAUUCUUCAUGGCCCUAACCAAUCCAGGAGAAUGGCCAGAUGGGCAAUCGAUCUAUCCGAAUACGAUAUCGAGUUCAAGAGCCAGAAAGCGCCAAAGCAAGUCCUCAAGUGUACACUACAUGUCGACGGAUCAUCCUCCAAGCAAGGAGCGGGCGUCGGCAACAUCUCGUCUCCCCCCACCGGCAAAGUCCUCGAACAAUCACUCAAGCACGGCUUCCCAGCAUCCAACAACGAAGCCGAAUACGAAGCAAUCAUUUCCGGACUUCGUCUCACCAAGGAAGUCGAAGCCAAACAUGUGCACGCAUUCUGUGAUUCCCAGCUCGUCGCCAAGCAGUUUAGCGGCGACUACGACGCGAAAGACGAUCGCAUGGAUGCGUAUCUCAAGCAAACGCAGGAACUCGCCAAGACAUUCAAGACAUUUGAGCUGACAAAGAUCCCUCGCUCUGAGAACUCCGAGGCCGACGCACUUGCCGCCUUGGCAUCCAAAACUGAAUCAGCAUUGCGACGAGUCAUCCCGGUCGAAACCAUCGACCAACCAAGCAUCAAACUCCCCAAGGGAACGCUUGUCAUGGCCAUCUCCUAA
Microthlaspi erraticum is the source of this 921-nucleotide messenger RNA. The record is from the annotation of a GenBank genome assembly. NCBI's taxonomy places the organism in Eukaryota, Viridiplantae, Streptophyta, Magnoliopsida, Brassicales, Brassicaceae.